GGAAGAGUGAACACAGGAAGUGGUGAAGAGGUUGUUUCAUUGUCUCUACUUUCUUUCACUUUGUACCUUGUGGCGUCAGAACAUCAGAAUAACUGCAACUCAACUAAAGCUUGUUAAAGCAGCAGUCGCUCUUCAGUUGAAUCCGUCUGAUGUUUCCAGCACAGUGACAUCAUGGAGGCUGCAGCAGCAGUCACAGGUGAUCUGCAUCCUCUGAGGCGCAGUAGCAGCUAUGAUUUCCUACCACCUAACAUGUCUGAGCUCAGGGUUGUUCUGCUGGGGAACAGCUGGUCUGAGAGGAGUUCAGUGGGGAACUUCAUACUGGGAGAGACUGAGUUCACUGAGGAAGAACCAGACCAAUGUCUGACAAUCAGAGGACAGUUAAAGGAGAAAGAAAUAGUUCUCAUCAACACUCCAGAUCUGCUGCAUCCUGACAUCUCUCAACACAAACUGACAGAACAUGUGAAAGACUGUGUGAGACUCUCUGAUCCUGGACCUCAUGUGUUCCUGCUGGUUCUACAGCCUGAAGACUUCACUGAGGAACACAAACUGAGACUACAAUCAAUCCUUGAAAAGUUCAGUGAUCGAUCAUUUGAUCAUUCACUGGUUCUGAUAUCAGCACCCAGAGAGAAGAGUUCAGCUUUAAAGAAGAAACACAUGGAGCACCCUCCAGUAAAAGACCUGAUCACAAUGUGUAGAUACAGACAUUUGAAGCUGAAGAACCUUGAACGUUCAGAGCUGUUGACACGAUUAGGUCAAACUGUAAAAGAGAACAAUGGAGAAUGUGUCAGCUGUGAUGUGUUUGAGGAGGCAGCAGUUGCUUUAUCCAGUGAACAUCGAAGCUUAAAGCAACAGGAAACAACCUGUUCUGACUUGGAUCCUGUUGGAGCUCCUGAGAGGAAGUCUUACUUUGAAAGGACAACAAGCUAUGUCAGCAACUUGUUUAAACCAAAGUCAUCAACAGUGGAAAGCACAAUCAAACAAGCGUCUGCACUCAGAAUUAUACUGUUCGGGAAGAGAGAGGAAACAAAAGCAAAACUUGGUAACUUAAUGCUCGGGGUCCAAAGUUCUCUAUUCCAAAAACAUCCUUCAGUGAAGCAUUGUACUGCAGCCUGUGGAGAGUGGAGAGGAAAACAAAUAACAAUAGUGAAAACUCCAGAUAUCUUCAGUCUGAAUGAGGAGACAAUAAGACAAGAGGUGAGGAAGUGCAUCAGUCUUUGCCUCCCUGGACCAAAUGUUCUUCUGCUGUUAGUGAAACCUUCUAAGUUCACAGAGGAGAACAGACAAACACUGAAGUUCAUCCUGAGUUUGUUCAGUCAAGAUGCUUUUAAACACUCAAUGGUCAUCAGCACACAGAAGGAGAAUAAAAGUGUCUCUGUGAAUCAGCUCCUUACAGACUGUGGAGGAAGAUACUACAGCAUGUUGGAAGAUAGCCCUAAAGUGUUAAUGCAGAAGAUUGAGAAGAUUGUGCAUGAAAACAAAGGGACCUUCCUCACCCUCACUGCAGAGACAAUGAGACCAAAGUCUGAACCCAUCAGAACAUCCUUAAACCUGGUUCUGUGUGGGAGGAGAGGAGCAGGGAAGACUUCAGCAGCCGAGGCCAUUUUAGGUCGCUCAGAGCUUCAUUCAGAGUGUGUUAGACAUCAGGGAGAGGUGUGCGGAUAUUGGGUUUCCCUGGUGGAGCUGCCUGCCUUGUAUGGAAAACCUAAGGAGGCAGUGAUGGAGGAAUCACUCAGGAGUAUCUCCCUCUGUGAUCCUGAGGGUGUCCAUGCCUUCAUCCUGGUCCUACCUGUGGGUCCCCUCACUGAUGAAGACAAGGGAGAGUUAGAGACCAUCCAGAACACAUUCAGCUCUCGAGUCAAUGACUUCACCAUCAUUCUGUUCACUGUGGACUCAGAUCCUACAGCUCCAGCUGUUGUUAACUUUGUGAAAGAAAACAGAGACAUCCAGGAGCUCUGUCAGAGCUGUGGAGGAAGAUAUGUUGUUCUCAACAUCAAGGACAAGCAGCAGAUCCCAGAGCUGUUGGAAGCUGUGGACAAGAUGAGAGUUGAAGGAUCCAAAUGCUUCACAAAGGACAUGUUCACUAAAGCUCAGAUGGAGAAGGUCACAAAACUUAAGGCUGAAGUGAGGGAUCUGAAACAGAAGAGUCAGAUGGGAAUAGAUGAUGGAAUUCAGAACAGAGAGUGUCUCAGGAUGGUGCUGGUUGGGAAGACUGGCAGUGGGAAGAGUGCAACUGGAAACACCAUUUUGGGCAAAGAACAUUUUAAAUCUACUGCCAGCACAAAGUCUGUCACCAAACACUGCCAGAAAGCAACAGGUCAGAUUGAUGGUCGGACUGUUGCUGUGGUCGACACUCCCGGCUUGUUUGACACAACUUUGUCCACUGAUGAUGUUCAACAGGAGCUUGUGAAAUGCAUCAGCUUGUUGUCUCCUGGACCUCAUGUGUUCCUUCUGGUGCUGCAGAUCGGUCGCUUUACAAAGGAGGAAAAAGAAUCUGUGGAACUGAUCAAGAAAUAUUUUGGCAAGAAGUCUCAAGAUUUCAUCAUCAUUAUAUUCACCAGAGGAGAUGAUCUCAGUCAAACAAUUGAGGGUUAUAUAGAAGAGUGCGAUGAUGUUUUGCAAAAGCUGAUACGUGACUGUGGAGGAAGAUACCAGGUCUUCAAUAACAAGAAUAAGACAGACCGCACACAAGUCAGAGACUUACUGACAAAGUCCAAAGAAAUGGUGAGGCACAAUGGUGGCAGCUGCUUCACUUCAGAGAUGUUCCAAGAGGCCGAAGCAGCGAUACAGAAGGAAGUGGACAGGAUCCUGAAGGAGAAAGAAGAAGAGAUGCAGAGAGAGAAGGAAGAGCUUCAAAGAAAACAUGAGGAGGAACUUGAGGCAGUGAAGAAAAGAAUGGAACAACAGAAAGCAGAAAAAAGAAAGAAAAAAAUAAAGUCUGAAUCAGAAGAAAAGGAAACCAUUGACCGACAGUUGGAGCAGAGCAGAGAAGAGAUGAGAAAGCAACGAGAGAACUCGGAGAAAGAAAGAAAAGAAUGGUGGGAUAAACGAUAUCAAGAAGAUGAACAGAGACGACAGGAGGAACAAAGAAGACUUAAAAAGCUGCAAGAAGAAUACGAACAGGAGAGAGAAAACUAUGAAAACAAAAGAAAAGAAGAGGAUCGAAUCAGAAGAGAAGAAGAGGAAAAGGAGAGAAAAGAACUGGAGAAAAACUAUAAGAAAAAAACAGAAGAAAUGAAGAAGAAAUACGAAGAAGAAGCCAGAAAACAGGCUGAAGAAUUCAAUGAGUUCAAACAGAAAUACACAGAGGACUUUGAAAAGUUGGUAGACAAACACAUGGAGGAAAUAAAGGAAAUAAAGGAAGAACAUGAGAAACAAAUGAAAGAGAUAGAAAAGAAACAUGGCAAAGAUUACGAUCUGUUACAAAACCUCAAAACUCAUAAUGAAAUUAAACUGAAAGAAGAGAUUGAUGAGUUGAAGAAGAAACAGCAACAAGAAACAGAAAAUCUGAAAUCCGAACACCAGAGCAGCUGUAUCAUUUUAUGAUCUCCACCAACUCCAUUAUUAGGACUGUAACAUAUGGAACGUCAUUUAACAGCAGUUGGUUUAUUUAAACUGAAGGUUUUAAGAAUACUAUCUUAUAAUAUUUAGGGCUCUUCCUCUCCUCCUCCUCUCCACUCAGGUGGGAGGGACAUGAGAUGUGUUGUUGCUCUGCAUACUGAUGUUUCCUUUGUACAGUAUUGUUUAUUUGCAAUCUAACUGUUUAUAUAGUUUUAUAAUAGUAUCCACACACACACACACACACACACACACACACACACACACACACACACACACACACUGUAAAGCUACAUCAUGCUGUAUAUGUCCAACCUUCCUGAAUACACACUUUAGGAUUACAGACUCCAUGUUUCCUGACUGACACCUGUUGAAGGAGCAGAACUUUAUUCAAUUGUUGUUCUCGUUCGUCUACGAAUAUUAAAAACAACGAUAGAAAAACAAAACCACGAGCAGGAUUCCUCCAUCAGAACGAGUGCCGACAGGAACAUUGUCAGGAUCCGGUUUUAUUCUGUGCUUACUUCUUAUUAUGUUUUAUGAUUCAUUAUUUUAUUUGUACUCCUUUUUAUGAUGCAUUGAUCAUUUUUACUCAUUUAUGUUUGUGUCCUGUGAUGAGAUGUGGGUCUCCAACAGGAAGCUAAUAGGUUUUAACUGUUAGUAUGAGAAUGUCAAUCUAUAUAAUCAUUUUUAUCAUUUUACUCGUUUACCUUGUUGAUCAUUUUUAUUACUCCAUUCAUUGAUCCUAUUUUUAUUCACAUGCUUUAUAAUUGUCCUAUUAUUCAUUUAUGUUCUACCUAUGUGGGCCUUAUUCAUCAUUCUAUUACUCAAUGUAAUCAUCAUUAUUCUUGCUGUUACGUAUCACAUAUUACUAUGAUUCAAAGAGUGUUGUUAGCCUAAUAAGAACAAAUAACUUACUUAUAACUAUUUUUGUGGUUGGGACCAGCUCCGUUCAGGUCUAAAAUGGCUGACAGAGAGCAGCAUUGGUGUGACCAUAAAACUGAACCUUAAAAAGGAAACAAGCCUUUCUGGUGCAAAGCUGGUUUUUUAUUUUCUUUUAUUUUGAAUCUGUAAAGCAAGACUGGUAAUUGGGAAAAUAAAAAUGAGUUCAAACAUAAAGAA
Molecule: messenger RNA, 4674 nt
Organism: Dicentrarchus labrax (European seabass)
Lineage: Eukaryota; Metazoa; Chordata; Actinopteri; Moronidae
Product: GTPase IMAP family member 8-like
Exons: 7
Coding region: 172-3543 (1123 amino acids)
Molecular function (GO): GTP binding
Source: RefSeq, a predicted model, not a curated record